This is a messenger RNA of Rhodamnia argentea, 3160 nucleotides long. RefSeq lists its product as uncharacterized. The coding region runs from base 192 to 2696 and encodes 834 amino acids. Lineage: Eukaryota; Viridiplantae; Streptophyta; Magnoliopsida; Myrtales; Myrtaceae. The transcript has 11 exons. Gene Ontology annotation, biological process: response to endoplasmic reticulum stress. Gene Ontology annotation, molecular function: protein binding. The record is from RefSeq and is a predicted model, not a curated record.
UUUCCAGCAUUUGCUCUCUGCCUCUUUCUCUCUCUGCUUUCCUUUAAAUAGCGGCCAUUCGAGCUUGAGUGAGAGAGCUCACAAGUUUCCAUUCGCAGUCACUCGUCGAACUCAGGGUUUCUGGUUUCGCUCUCCUCUCGGCUCUCGUUCUCGGCAUUGUGCGACUCGCUCUGAUCGAGCCAUUCUCCAGAAUGGGUGGAAAGGCGAAGAAAAAUCAUCAUGUCUUGAAGGAAGUGUGCCACCAACACGGGACAUCCAAUUGCAGCGCGACUGCAAGGAAUCUUUGUAAAAAGGAUCUAGGCGGAGUAAUUUUGGGAUGCACUCACCAUACGAUUAAUGAGUGUUAUGCAAAGAAGCUAUUUGGUCUGCCUCGUCCACAUUAUGCGUAUGUUAAGAAGAUUGAACCUGGCUUGCCGCUUUUCUUAUUCAACUACAGCAAUAGGAAAUUACAUGGCGUGUUUGAAGCCACUAGCAGAGGCCAGAAGAAUAUAGAUAUACGUGCAUGGACGAAGGAAUCCUUUGAAGAAACCCCCUAUCCUGCGCAGGUUAAGGUGAGAACACGUAUUGACUGCCAGCCUUUGCUGGAAGAGCAGUUCCGACCAGUAAUAAUUUCCAACUACCACAGCACUGCGCACUUCUGGUUUGAACUUGAUCAAGAACAGACAACAAAAUUGAUAUGCCUGUUUUCAUCUAAUCGAAAUGAUGCAACUAUUCCAAGGGCAAAAUAUCCAGACGGAUGGAUCACUCUGGAUAAAGAUUUGCUUGCUUUUAAGAGUAGGAUGGGAGGUGAAAGAACCGAGACACCUCCCACUGGAUGGGAUCUUGCUCAGCCAAAUCAGGUUAUUGGAGACUGGAGGUCUAAUGAGAGUCCUAGGUCUGAGAAAGAGAGGCUAUUAUUGGGAUCUGUUAGCAAUGAGUUUGCAGUGCCAGAGCAUGAUGAAGCUGAUCGGAGUCGAACUUAUGCCAAUGCAAAUAAAUUGCCUCAAAAGUUGUGGAGUUCUCUAUUCAGGUCUGAUUCAACUUCCGAUGCUGGGGAGCAACCUCAAAGUUCCAAGUCUGUAGCUACAGAAGUGAAAGGAUUUGAUGACCUAACGGAGGAAGAAGCUGAUGACAUAGCAGGAUUUGCAGCUCAAGUUGGAGUUAUUGCUUCAGGUCAAUGCAAUCCUGAGGGCUCUGUGCCUGCUGCAGUUUGUACAAAUGCAUGUACACAUCCUCUUUCAUCUGAGAGUAGGAAGGAGUUUGAAGAGCAUGCAAGGUCGAAACCAAGUUAUGAAGCUGCUCAGGAGGCUUGGAUUCACGUUAGAGGUGCUUCGUCAACUUCUCAUGCAUCCAAUGAAUAUGAUGAAUUCAAGGUCGUAGAUCCGGAAACCAGAUUUUCUGCAUUUCAUUAUAGGAGCAUGGUAGGGGAUGCUUCAGUUGUUGCCCCUAACUUAAAUGGAGAGAGCCAUAUGUCCCAAAUUGAUAUAGAUAAGGAGAGGGAUGAAGAGAGACUCUGCAUAGAAAAGAAAUCUAUGGGUUUGUACGGCGUGAGCAAUUUGUCUAGUACUUCUUCUCAGCUGAGUUCAUCUACCCUGGCAGUGACAGAGACGCAAGGUCUGAUUCCUUAUGAGCCCACUUCUAGUUGUGGUUCUUCAUCCUCAAUGACCACAACAGAAAUUGUACGGGACAACCUGGAGGAAGGCGCUGAAGCACUGUCAGUUGAUGUAGAUGGUUCCGAAAUUGUUGCCGAGUUGCUGUGCAAAGUGCGAGGGCUCAUGUUAUCUCAGCUGGAACAAGCCCAAAGAUUUUGUCUUAUCGAGAAGGAACUGAGACAGAAAAUUUGCUGUCUAGAAGAUAGAUGCAAAGCAUUAGAGCUUAGGGAAUCUUCAGCUGUUGGGCCUGUCGCUGAAACUCAGUAUGAGAGUGUUUGCGAACCUUUUCCAUUUAAAAAGUCAAUAUUCAUAGUGGGAGGAUAUGAUGGUUCUUCCUAUUUAUCUGCCUCAUGUCUAUAUUCUCCUCAUGAGGAUAUGAUGACAUCUCUGUCUCCAAUGAGAUCUGUGCGCUCCCAAGCCUCAGUGGCAAAAUUAAGAGGCGAACUUUAUGUGUUUGGUGGUGUCCAUGAUGAUGUAUGGCAUAACACAGUGGAGUCGUACAGCCAGGAGUACGAUAAAUGGACUGAGCUGCCUUCAAUGAUUCGGAAAAGAGGAAGCCUAGCAGGGGUAUCUUUAAAUGAUAAGAUAUUUGCAAUUGGUGGUGCUGGUGCAGCUGAAUGCGAGCCUUUCUCAGUUGUUGAGAUGUAUGAUCCAGACACUGGAAGAUGGAUCCAUACUUGUUCAAUGCUAUGCAAGCGGCUUGCUCCAGCUGCUGCAGAACUGAAUGGCAUACUCUAUGCUGUCGGAGGAUAUGAUGGAGAAGACUACUUGGAGUCGGCAGAAAGAUGUGAUCCUCGAGAAUCCAUAUGGAGACCAAUAAUGGGCAUGACCACAAAAAGAGGGGGUCAUUCUUUGGUCGUUUUGAACCAAAAGUUAUAUGCACUAGGAGGCUACGAUGGCUCUAGAAUGGUGGCGACAGUCGAGGUUUUCGAUCCUCGUGCUGGUUCGUGGAUGAUGGUGGAAUCGAUGAAUGAAGCAAAGACAAAUCAUGGAACGGUCGUGAUUGGAGAUGUAAUAUAUAGCCUCGGUGGACUGAAUGGGGACAUGGAAGUACUCGACACGUGAUGGCGUGUGGGGAAUGAUAGGUGGAAUGUUACAAAGAGGGUCUCGGAUGGCGGGAGAUUGACCUGAAGGCUUUUGGAAAGAGGUGCUGCUUCUCGGCAAUCGCGGUGUGACAAGAUUGAGGGUCCUGCACAUUUGGUUCAGCGCAAUGUAAGUUGGAGUGGGGGAGCGUGCGAUCCGAUGUAAUCUCGUUAGGGAUUGCUUCACUUAUGGUGACGUAUUCAAGCUCUUUUAUCUGUUUUUUUUUUUUCCCAGUUUCUGCUGCCUUCAAGGGACAAAAAGCUUCUUUAAUAAAUAACGAAGACCUAAGGAUGUGGAUGUGAAUACGGUAAAAGUGAGUGAAUAUAAGCAAUGUAAGUUUCUGUCCUGUUCUCUUGAUUGCUGCAUUUUGAGUCUACAACAACGACCUUCCACACGUCAUGGUUGUAGCAUUAACGCUGCAAGUUCCCAGUGCAAAAUUUGCCAAA